Drosophila simulans is the source of this 872-nucleotide messenger RNA. RefSeq lists its product as uncharacterized. The record is from RefSeq and is a predicted model, not a curated record. Lineage: Eukaryota; Metazoa; Arthropoda; Insecta; Diptera; Drosophilidae. The transcript is spliced from 2 exons. The coding region runs from base 47 to 358 and encodes 103 amino acids.
GCGCGGCGAUUGAGCUGGUCAUUCCACGUCCGCCACUGAUCGCAAGAUGACGCUCCCGAAGCUGCCCCCCAAGUGCAUUCUACUCCUGGUGCUGCUGCUCCUGCUGGACUCCAGCCUGGCCAGGUCGCAACAGUUCUUCGUCGCCGAGGAUGUGAUAACAGGAACGCCAACUGGAACGGAAACUGCAGCUGCCAGCAGAACCGUUUUUGGUGAUGAUCAAUUGCCCAUCAACGAUCCAUCGGAUCUAAGUGCUGGUUUAAAUUUGGCGCCCGUUGGCAGUCUGAUUGCGGCAGCAGCGAAUGCCGAACCCCCUGCCCCCGUUCAAUUUAUUCGCACGGCCAUGAACAGCGGGCUCUGACCGCCAGGUGGCGCUAACCUGAAUUCUGAAACACCCCAAAAAUAAUUGUCUCUAAUUUUUAGCCGCCUUUUUGGGCACACGUUUUAAUUACUUUGUUAAGCUGCAUUUUUGUUUUUUUUUUUCUGUUUUUCAUUAAGCUGAACUGCUUUGGUUUUGUUUGCUGCCUUAAUGUGUGUUUGUGUCGAGCCAAGUGCUAUAAAUGAUUUUAUAAUACUCGUUUAAUCUGGUUACGACUUUUUCGGAGCGAUAAAAACUGUGCAGUUUGGGACUCAGUUUUCAAAGCCAUUUGUUAUCUAAAUGUGUUAUCAAGGAAAUUUCUGUUACGUUACUAUUUUUCAAUCUAACUUGGCUGCAGCUCUUAAAUGGCGAGCAAUGCUAUCCGUAAUACUUAUUUAUAUAUAAAGUUAAAAUGUUAUAAAUUUCAAAAACAAUUUUGUAAUUUUUUAAAUCUUCACUUUGAUUUUAGAAAGAUCACACAAAUAUUUAAUAAUAAUAUUAUAUUAUAUCAUGGUUA